This is a messenger RNA of Andrographis paniculata, 2213 nucleotides long. Its product is annotated as leucine aminopeptidase. The transcript has 4 exons. Gene Ontology annotation, molecular function: zinc ion binding; metallopeptidase activity. Lineage: Eukaryota; Viridiplantae; Streptophyta; Magnoliopsida; Lamiales; Acanthaceae. The record is from RefSeq and is a predicted model, not a curated record. Gene Ontology annotation, cellular component: cytosol. The coding region runs from base 162 to 2003 and encodes 613 amino acids. Gene Ontology annotation, biological process: proteolysis.
AAACCCUAAUUUCUGCAACUGAGAUUACAAUCAUAAUCAGUCACAGUACCAAAUCUCACAUUUCCCACUAAUCCCAUUCCCUCCAUUUCCCAUUUCCACCGUCUCCCUUUCCUCCGGCCGCCGUUGAAUCCGCCGGAACGCGACCGCGACAACGAUCGACAAUGCCCCGCGUCGAUCCUCACUCCUACACAGACUCCACCCACCCCGUCACCACCCACAUCUCCCUUUCCUUCUACUUCGAUUUCCCAUCCUCCACCAUUCUCGCCACCGCCCUCCUCUCCCUCUCCGCCCCUCACUCCGGCGCCUUCACCGUCGACUCCCGCUCCCUCUCCAUUUCCGCCGUGGUUGACCCCGUCACAUUCGUCGCCCUCCCCUUCACGCUCGAGCCCGUCUCUUCCGACGCCGUUCUCGGGCAAGCCGUCACCGUCACUCUCUCGAACCAGUCGCAGCUGUUGUUUAUCUUCAAAACCUCGCCGUCGUCCUCCGCGCUGCAGUGGCUCUCCCCGCCUCAGACCUUCAACAAGUCCGUCCCCUUCGUCUACACUCAAUGCCAGGCCAUCCACGCCAGAUCCAUUUUCCCUUGCCAAGACACCCCCGCCGCUCGCAUCAAAUACUCCGCGAAAUUGAACAUCCCGCAGUACUUGUCCGCGGUGAUGGCGGCGAGGCACGUCAAUAGGAGGGACCCUGUCUCCGGGGAGUCCAACGGCGCGUGCGACGACUCGCUGUGGUGCGGGGAAGGUAGAACUGUGGAGGAAUUUGUGAUGGAGCAGCCUGUGCCGCCAUACCUGUUUGCAUUUGCUGUAGGGGAGUUAGGGUUCAGGGAGUUGGGUCCCAGAACAAAGGUGUACUCCGAGGCCGUCCCUGAAAUGCUAGAUGCUGCAGCGAGAGAGUUUGCAGGGGCAGAGGAGAUGAUCAAGGUUGGGGAGGGGCUGUUUGGGCCUUAUGAUUGGGAGAGGUUUGAUCUGCUGGUUUUGCCUCCGAGUUUUCCUUAUGGAGGAAUGGAGAAUCCCCGGAUGGUGUUCUUGACUCCUACUGUGAUCAAGGGGGAUGCGUCCGGAGCUCAGGUUGUGGCUCACGAGCUUGCACAUAGCUGGACAGGGAAUUUGAUAACCAACAAGACAAAUGAGCAUUUCUGGCUGAACGAGGGUUUCACAACAUAUGCGGAGCGGCGAAUUGUUGAGAUUGUGCAAGGAAAAGAGAGGGCUGUACUAAAUAUUGGAAUCGGUUGGAGAGGACUUGUUGAGGAUGUAGAGAGGUUUAAGGACAACAUGGAAUUCACAAAAUUGAAAAACAAUCAGCAAGGGAUAGAUCCAGACGACGUAUAUUCAUCAGUGCCCUACGAGAAAGGAUAUCAAUUUCUGUGGCGCAUUGAGAGACAGAUUGGCAGGCCUGCUUUCGACGAAUUUCUGAAGAAGUACAUUGCUGCCUUCAAGUUCCAGUCCAUUGACACAGAAACAUUCCUCGAUUUUCUAAAAGCGAAUGUUCCCGGUAUAGAAGAUCAUAUUGAUCUGAAACUAUGGACUGAGGGCACCGGCAUUCCGCCCGAUGCAAUGGAGCCUGCUUCUGAUAUCUAUGCAAAAAUCCUUUCUCUGGCCAAUGAGUUCAAGUCAGGCCGGAUCCCAAAUGAGGACGAAGUUUCAAACUGGGGAGGUCAGGAAUGGGAGCUUUACAUAGAAAACCUUCCUAAAUCCAUCGAGGCUUCGCAGGUGUUGGCUCUGGAUGCUCGCUACCGGCUGUCAGAAUCAAAAGAUUAUGAGGUGAAGGUGGCGUUUCUCCAGCUUGCAAUAUCGUCGAGGUGCAGUAAUUACUACAACGAGGUGGAGAAAACACUUAAAGAAGUCGGUAGAAUGAAAUAUCUGCGCCCACUCUAUACGGCUCUUGUGCAGGGCCCCGGUAAAGAAGAAGAGAAAAUAUUUGCAAAGAGGUUGUUCUUGGAAGCGUGCAGUUGUUACCACCCUAUCGCCCAAGGCGUCGUGGAGGCCAUCCUUGCCAAACACAUGUAAACAAGAAAGGUAGGUAUCAUAUCAUGAUCAUCCAUGGCCUCUGCUGCAACUCAUCAAAUUCUUGAUUUGAAAUAUGUUGUUUGUGUAGUAGUGCUGUUUCAUUUUGUUAGCUUUGUUAUUACUGCUCAUGCUGCCUGAUUGGCUACCUAAGUUAAAUGUGCCUUUUAAGUCUUUAAUCUCUUGAGGAAAAUUUUCUUGUUGGUGUUUAUA